UUCGCUGUCGUUCAGUGAAGUGACUCGUUUGACGGGACAUUCUUUAAGUUCGUCAUUAGCGAGUGAACACGCUCAUCCAACCUCAUUCCAGUCUGAAGGCCAAUGGGCGAGAUUUCAGUCUGUGUGCUAUUUAUCCUCUAACAACUGCGACACAACAUUCACACAUGCUGGAUCCCUUUGAAUCGUGAAGGAAGAACUCAAUGGAUUAUUAAUUAUGAGGAGUUGAGAAGUGGAUCUUUUUGAAGAACUGCUGUAAGCCUUCGAGGCAGAAUAAUGGAACAGAAUGAGUCAAUAGACUUUAAGUCCCUGAAGGCCCGGUUUCAGGGUGAAAAUAAUUUGAAGAUCCCCACCAAACCUGUCAUACCAGAGAAACCCAAAAGUGUCCCUCCUCUGCCGGCGAAAGUCAGCAACCCCCUGAUCAGCUCCAUUCAUAGUGCCGUGAAAAAGGGUACGCUACACGCUCCACGUGUGGUCUUCAGAGAUGAUAAAAAUCUCAACCACCAGCUCUCUCCAACGUGGGGGUCAAAGGGCAAUGAGCAACAACCUGCCAGUAAUUCAGAACUGCUGGAUAACAACCAGAAGAGGGAAGGCGACAUUCCCAAGAGGCCUAUCAAAUAUAGGAAUCUUCCACUGGUUCUGCCAGUGCCUCCAAUAAAAGCUAAAACCCCAGAGCCUGAAACCAGCCCGCUUACACCUGUGUCUGUUUCACCAGCCAUAGUGUCCACUCCCAAGAAAUUUGUAUUUAACCCUACAAAAACUGGCAAUGAUGUUGUUAACCUGACAUCAUCUGCUGAACGCAGUCCACUUACACCACAGUCUGUUUCACCAGCCAGAGUGUCCACACCCAAGACAUUCAUAUUUAACACUACAAAUGCUGGAACAGAUACUGUGGAAAACCCAAAACCAGCUCUUCGUACUUUUGACUAUUCUCCUCAAAGUCGCCCGGCUCCUGCUAACCCAUCUAUAACAGCUACUGCCCCUUCUGAGAAUGUACCCAUAGUCCCCAAGGCUCUUAUGCCUCCUCAGACUUCAGCUGGAGAGUGUCCCGUCCCCAGCAUUUCUGUCUCAAGUAUUCCAGCACCACACAUUCCAACCUCUCCCAGCCUUCAGCCUAAGAUUCCUGAGCAAGCCAUUCCAAAACCAGCCAUUCGUUCUCAAGCUGUUCGUAAGCCAGCGGAUACUCUGACAGAAACACCUCCUAAACCGAAUAUAAAUUUGCUCAGUUUAUCUGAGGUAUUUCCUCCACCACAAGAAAGCCCUCCUCCGGACUUCACUGAUAUUCCUCCUCCAAUUUUCCCUGAUGAGGAUUUUCCAGAUGAAGUCUUUUCUGAUCAAGCCAUUCCUAGAUUCCCUGCAUCUAUUAGUCCGACUAUCUCCAGGACAUCCUCCCCUGCCCCACCCACUCGUUCAACCAUAUCUCCAGAGCUUUUGCUGAAGCCCUAUACAUCUCGUCAAGGCUCCGUUGCCACUCCAAGCCCCCCUCCAACAGUCCUACUGGAUAGUGCAAAAUCCCUUAUGGAUAAAACGGAAGUCAACAAGGAGAACCAGACCUCACCAAAGUCACCACUUUCAUUCUUGGCGAGAGCCGAGGAGAUGUCUCCAGUUAAACGUACCGCACCACUUGACAACCGUGUGUUUAACCUACUAGAAAGGGCCAAGAAGAUGUCCACCAUGAGCCAGCUGGCUAGCACACCUGAAAAUACAUCCCCAUAUAAGAUGGAUGCACCUACGGUAGCUCUGUCUGAUGCUUUGACCCCUGACAUGGCCCAACCUGAUCUAAGGCCAACUGAAAAAGCCUUACCACAGAUACCCACAGCCAUGCCUGAGGAAGCCUCGACUAUGCCAGAUAUUUUUGAAUUCCCUCCUGUUGACUAUGCGGAUCAUGCUCAUGUGCCACCCGAAUCCCAUCUACCUGAAACUCCACAGGUUAAUGGAUUUGAUCACAGGCAACUUUCACCAGGGUUUGUGACAGUGGUAAAGCCAGUGAAUCCACCAACCCCACCAAUCCGGAAGCCUCUGCCGGCCACACCUGUCGGAGAGACCCCACCUGAGAAACCAAAGCCUCCUUCUGAACACCUUCAGAUUCCUACCACUCCAACUCAACAUCUUGAGGCAUAUGACGAGCAGCCAUAUGACAACUCUUUUGAUGAAUCUUUUGAAGAUACUGAAGAAUUCAAAACUCCACCCCUUCCGAACUUUAGGCCAAUACCUCCAGUAGUCUCAGGUUUUGGAAGACCAACAUCUGUUCAUGAAAAAGCCUUCCUGGAAAAGUGGGAUCCAAACCAUCAGGCUGCAGGGGAGAUGCUUCCAAACACGGAUUACAGAGACAAUGGAGAAGUAGAUUUCGGAUCUGUGAACUCUAGCUCUCCACAGCCAGGCACACACGCCUCUUUACUUCAAGAUCAUGUGCGAAGCUCCCCUGUCAGUCAAGGAUUCUUAUCUCCAUCAGGUGACAAUGUCUAUGAAGACCUAUCAGUUGAUAAAAAGGCGAAGAAUAAGAAACAGAAAGGACCUCCAAAAAAUCCAUAUGCUGAUGCAGCUACCGCCGUGGAGGAGACUCCCAAGAAAGGCUUGUUCUCCAGAAAAGACUCGGCAAAGGUGGCUCAUGAAAAAGAACUAAAGAAGGAGAAACAGCGGGAGAAGGAAAAGGAGAGAGAGAAGGAAAGAGAGAGAAAGGAGCAGAAGGAAAAGGAAAAGAAAGAAAAUGAAAUAAAGAAAAAAUUUAAGAUCACGGGACAGGAGGAGCCCAUUUAUAACGUUAAAGUGAUGGAGGACUGUAAGGGCCGUAAAAAUGACCUGCCGGUAAAAGUUGGAGAAACUGUGAGCAUCAUUCGUACCACCAGCUGCCCUAAAGGGAAAUGGCUUGCCAAGGACAGCAGCAACAGAUACGGUUAUGUCCCAGUGGAGAGCAUGGAUUUGAACAUCGCUGGAAUUAAGGAACUGGGGAAGAUGACAACAGUGACCAAUAGACCCAUUGGCAAUGGUCUCAGGGAUGCGGAACACACCAGUACAGGCAGCAGAACCUCGGAUCAUAACGCCAUGAACAAUGAAAGCUUCUCAGAUGACAGCGAGGAAUGGACAUGCGAUGAUGAUGACCCCACGUUCAGCUCACCCAGUGAAGCGGCACACAUAGGGCUGAAUCAGACACCAGCCACACCAAUGAGAGUGAGUGAACAAGGUCCUGUCCAACAAACACAGACGGAUGGAAAUUACACAAAUGCGCACGCAAAACAUGAAGCCCUUCAGAAACUAUCCACAUUCUUCACACAACCCAACACGCCCUCUCAGCCUCCGCCGAUAAACAAGGCACCAAUACUGGAAAUGCCUAAAGCAGACUAUACUGGCCAUUUAAAUCAAGAGGAAGAAGAUCUAGACAUCCCUUACUUCAAGGUACUUCCUCCUCCAGAUCUGUAUGCUGACAUCAUCGCUGGCGAUUCUGUACCAAUUUACAGCAAGCCCAUCAAAACCUCCACAAAAUAAAGCAACAGGUCCCUUGUGAGGUGUGUGGUUCGAUAAAACCACAGGAAAUGACCGUAUCACAUGCUAAGAUGAUGUGUCUGUCAAGUGUGAAAAAUGAUGUUUGUGACUGUGUGUAAAUCUGUAAAUGUAUCUAAGUGAGCUAGCGGCUCCAGGGAAGAUCUGUUUCCUCAUGUUGUUCAUUCUAUUUAAAAAAUGCUCGGUGUGGUAAUACGAUAUCUUGUUUUUUUUAUCUACAGUAAGUAUUAUUUCAUUCGCUUUUUUUACAUUCAACUACAUAUCCUGGAUCUGUUCCUUGUGUGCUGUACAUAAUCGAUUCUGUGACAGACAUUAAGCAAUUAAUGUCUGGGCUGAAAGUCAUAAUGGAACACAUGAAUUAAGUUGGUAAACGAAAACAAUUGAAUGUUUAAGAUCUUAUGCCCGUUAAAGCAAAUUACAGCUUGUUAAAGCAAAGUGCUUGGUAAGGUUUUAAAACUAUAUAGCCUCGUAGACUCAUUGUACACACAUACAGGUGCAAUUCCUUACAGAUUUAGGAUUGCAACUUAAAGGUCUAUAAUACCAUAGUCUAUGUUUGCAUGAGAUUACUUAGUAUUAUAUUUUUGCUAGGCUUUGCAGACAAUACUUUGUGUUUAAGUAUUCCCAGUCUUGGAAUUAGGGAAAUGCAUUAGGGAAAUACGUUCAUGCUUGUUGUGUUUGUGUUUUGCAUUUGUGUUUUGUAUUUCUAUUGUAUGUAAAGUCAUACUAAAAUACCACAGCUGCUUAUUGCAUUUUUUGUUGUUUUUAAAAAACUUCUAGUCGCACCUUCUGUUGAUUUGUCCCGUUGUUAAUGCAUAUAACCAAAAAUAAUUGAGCAAACUA
Messenger RNA from Triplophysa rosa, 4335 nucleotides. RefSeq names its product proteoglycan 4. The record is from RefSeq and is a predicted model, not a curated record. Gene Ontology annotation, molecular function: protein binding. Gene Ontology annotation, biological process: integrin-mediated signaling pathway; T cell receptor signaling pathway; protein localization to plasma membrane. Bases 274 to 3480 code for a protein of 1068 amino acids. Gene Ontology annotation, cellular component: plasma membrane. NCBI's taxonomy places the organism in Eukaryota, Metazoa, Chordata, Actinopteri, Cypriniformes, Nemacheilidae. The transcript has 19 exons.